AAAAGGGAAGAACUGCACCUCAGCGGGCCUAUAUACGUCUCGUGUCAGGAAUACCCUUCGUUGACCAUUACGACAGCGUAAGAAGGGGAUAUCUGAAUCGGGGAGAAGUCUUCCAUUUUUAAGCAAGCAACCUCUGCAGUGAAAGUCUGUGAGCACUCACCACCAUGACAGCCCCCUGCUCUCUACCCCGCUGUUUUACCACCCUGGUGUGUCUGUGGGUGCUGUGUCAGGCUCAAUAUGAGCCCUAUGGGUACCCAGAGGGCUACCCAGAGCCUGCUGAGGAGCACUACACUGCCCCCCAGCUGCCCCCAGACACCCCCAGGAUCCAGCUGCGUCUAGCGGGAGAGAAACGCAAGCACAACGAGGGUCGCGUGGAAGUAUUCUACGAGGGCGAAUGGGGCACCGUCUGUGACGACGAUUUCUCCAUCCAUGCUGCACAGGUGGUGUGCAGGGAGCUGGGCUACCUGGAAGCUGUAUCUUGGUCAGCAGGUUCCAAAUACGGCAAAGGAGAAGGUCGCAUCUGGUUUGACAAUGUCCACUGCACUGGGAAGGAAAAAACCCUGGCCCUGUGUUCCUCCAAUGGUAUUGGUGUGUCAGACUGCAAGCACACGGAGGACGUGGGAGUUGUGUGCAGUGACAAGAGGAUUCCCGGCUUCAAGUUCAUCAACACGCUCACCAACAGUGUGGAGAGCCUGAACAUCCAAGUUGAAGAUGUACGCAUCCGGGCAAUCUUGGCAUCCUAUCGCAAGCGCAUCCCGGUGACCGAGGGGUACCUGGAGGUGAAGGAUGGGGGCAAGUGGAAACAGAUCUGUGAUGAAGAGUGGACCCAGAUGAACAGCAGGGUCAUCUGUGGCAUGUUUGGUUUCCCUGGGGAGAGGAAGUACAACGCCAGAGUCUACAAGAUGUUUGCCCGUAGGCGGAAGCACUCCUACUGGGAUUACUCCAUGAACUGCACCGGAAAUGAGGCCCACCUUUCCACCUGUAAACUGGGGCAUGCUGUGUCAGAGAAGGGCAACACUACCUGUGCCCAGGGGAUGCCUGUGGUGGUGAGCUGUAUCCCUGGACGUGCCUUUGCCCCUACCCCCAUGGCAGGCUUCAGGAAAGCCUUCAGGCAGGAGCAACCCCUGGUGCGUUUACGGGGCGGCGCCAUUGUGGGGGAGGGCCGAGUGGAGGUGCUGAAGAAUGGCGAGUGGGGCACCAUCUGUGAUGACAAUUGGAACAUCGUUUCAGCCACUGUCGUCUGCCGAGAGCUAGGCUUUGGCACUGCUAAGGAGGCCCUGUCUGGUGGGCGGCUGGGGCAAGGAAUGGGCCCAGUCCAUAUGAAUGAAGUGGAGUGUUCCGGGUUCGAGAAGUCCAUCACUGAGUGCUUCUUCAACAAGGAGUCUCUGGGGUGCAGCCAUGAGGAGGAUGCAGCCGUGAGGUGCAAUGUCCCAGCCAUGGGCUUCCAGCAGAGGCUGCGUCUCAGUGGCGGACGGAAUCCAUACGAGGGCCGCGUGGAGGUGCUGACAGAGAAGAACGGGUCUCUGGUUUGGGGCACAGUGUGCAGCGAAGGCUGGGGCACCAUGGAGGCCAUGGUGGUGUGCCGACAGCUGGGCCUGGGCUUUGCGAGUCACGCCUUCCAGGAGACGUGGUACUGGCCUGGGGAGGUGAGCGCUGAUGACGUGGUGAUGAGUGGAGUGAGGUGCUCGGGGACGGAGAUGUCACUGUCUCACUGCCUGCACCACGGAGCACACCUUGACUGCCCAAAAGGAGGGGCCCGAUUUGCUGCUGGAGUGUCCUGCUCGGAGACGGCCCCUGACCUAGUGCUGAACCCUCAAGUGGUGGAGCAGACCACCUACUUGGAGGACAGGCCCAUGUUAAUGCUGCAGUGUGCCUAUGAGGAGAACUGCCUGGCCACAACGGCCAGCAUGGUCCCCGCCAACUCCUACAGACGCCUGCUCCGCUUCUCCUCCCAGAUCCACAACAACGGCCAGUCUGACUUCCGCCCCAAGGCCGGCCGCCACACCUGGGUGUGGCACGACUGCCACAGGCACUACCACAGCAUGGAGGUGUUCACCCACUACGAUCUGCUCAGUCUCAAUGGCUCCAAGGUGGCAGAAGGACACAAAGCCAGCUUUUGUCUGGAGGACUCAGAGUGCGAUGAGGGCGUUUACAAGAAGUAUGAGUGCGCAAACUUUGGUGAGCAGGGAAUCACAGUGGGGUGUUGGGAUACCUACCGACAUGACAUUGACUGCCAGUGGGUAGACAUCACAGACGUCAAGCCCGGAGACUACAUCUUCCAGAUUGUAAUUAACCCAAAUUAUGAAGUGGCGGAGUCGGAUUUCACCAACAACAUCGUUAAAUGCAGGUGCCGAUACGAUGGCCACAGGGUGUGGAUGUACAGCUGCCAUAUAGGUGGCUCAUUUAGCAUGGAGACUGAGAACACAUACCCCGGACUCCUGAACAACCAGGUGACCCACAGGUAAAAGGAAAAAGCGAGAGAGAGAGGAGGAGAGAGAGACCGAAAGAGAGACAGAGAACAGGAUCUGGACUUACAACUCAGCCAAUGUCCUACAGGAACCCUCAACCACUAGAUCUCUCUCUGUUCCCUCACUCACAGCGUUGGACAAAUGCAUUUCUCUAAUCAUGAUCGUGAUCAUUCCAUGAGUACCUGGAAGCAGUCAAGGCCUUCACACCUUUCACAUCCUUUAAGAUUAUAUCAUUUGAAGUAAGCUUACUUUGUAUAGAAUUCCAUUCCCACUCAGGACUUCAAUCCCAAACAGAACCCUUCUAGGUAGUUUUCUGGCUCAGAUAAGGAGACUGAUGGCUCCUUUCACCCUUAAGCAUGAAGCCGUUUGAGUUAACAAUGUGAAACCCUCUUUUGCUUAACAGUCAAGAUUAAUGUCCGCAUAGACCCUCUCUUCUAGGGAAUUCUAAUGCACUUUUUGAGCUUAUGGGACACACAUGACCGACACUGGCAUUCAUGGUAGCAAAUCUCAGAGGAACACGCUUAACACAAGAAUCAAAAAUCAUCUUAAUCACAUAAUUCAAUACAGUUUUCAGGCGCAUUUGUCACAGCCUAGCAACACCCUAGCUAUUCUAACAAAUUGGUUGCACACAAGUCUUGAAAAUGCCUAGAUGACUAACUUCAGAGUGAGAAUAAAGCUGUUGGGAGAAAUUUCUUUUGCAGCCAGCUGGGACUAUCAGAGUCUCCCAGGGUCAAUUCCAUCACGUCCCCAUAUAAUAUUUAGACCAUUUUAAUGUCUGUAUUCAGGAGGCAAUGGGGGUGUUGUUAUUGCUAAAUGGCUAGC
Messenger RNA from Megalops cyprinoides (Indo-Pacific tarpon), 3290 nucleotides. It is a transcript of the gene loxl2b, whose product is annotated as lysyl oxidase-like 2b. NCBI's taxonomy places the organism in Eukaryota, Metazoa, Chordata, Actinopteri, Elopiformes, Megalopidae. Gene Ontology annotation, biological process: sprouting angiogenesis; peptidyl-lysine oxidation. Gene Ontology annotation, cellular component: membrane. The transcript has 14 exons. Gene Ontology annotation, molecular function: protein-lysine 6-oxidase activity; copper ion binding. The coding region runs from base 165 to 2465 and encodes 766 amino acids. The record is from RefSeq and is a predicted model, not a curated record.